This is a messenger RNA of Oryzias melastigma (Indian medaka), 425 nucleotides long. Its product is annotated as cystatin-like. Gene Ontology annotation, molecular function: cysteine-type endopeptidase inhibitor activity. The coding region runs from base 72 to 386 and encodes 104 amino acids. The transcript is spliced from 3 exons. Lineage: Eukaryota; Metazoa; Chordata; Actinopteri; Beloniformes; Adrianichthyidae. The record is from RefSeq and is a predicted model, not a curated record.
UGUGGAAAUUGGCUGUUCCUCUCCUCUCAGUUCUGCUUGCUGUUGGGUUUUGUCAAGACCCAGGAGGUUUGAUGGAUGUAAACGCCAACGAUCCAGGAGUCCAAACAGCUCUGAAGUUAGCUAUGGAUGAAUACAACAAGGCCUCCCCAGAUAUUUACCUUUAUAAAGUGGUGAAGAUUAUAAGGGUUCAGAGAAAGUACCUGGAAGGCUACGAGUACACCCUGACUGUGAUGAUAGCAAGAACUGUGUGCAAGAAGGGCAGCAUGGCUGAGUCCUGUCCUGUCUUCAUUAAUCCUGAUCGUGCCAAGACUCAUCAAUGCAAAUUUGUUGUUUGCAACUGCUUGUGGGUGCCACAAUGGAUGCUGCUGGAACAGAAGUGCUUUUAGGAAAAAAAACAAGAAAUAAUCUGGAUUGAAAUGAUUAAA